Panicum hallii is the source of this 961-nucleotide messenger RNA. RefSeq lists its product as uncharacterized. The record is from RefSeq and is a predicted model, not a curated record. The transcript has 2 exons. Bases 152 to 676 code for a protein of 174 amino acids. NCBI's taxonomy places the organism in Eukaryota, Viridiplantae, Streptophyta, Magnoliopsida, Poales, Poaceae.
ACCAGACGAACACAAAAGCCGCCACAGCCCACCUGGAAGCAUCUGGAGCCGUGGCACAGCAGCCGCAGCCGUCGCCAGCCAUCAGCGAGCUGCUCCCCACCCGGCGGCGAAAGCACACGAGAGACGGCGAGCGAGAUCGAGGGCGCCGCCGAUGGACCCGCCCGACGUCGAGAUGGAGCCCGCGCCCGAGGCCCCGGCCCAGCAUCCGGUUCCGGCUCCGGCGCCGGCAGCGGCUGGAGAGGGGUGGAGCAUGCUGUCCCGCGCCCGUGCGCUGCUCGAGGAGGGCAAACCGUCCCUCGCGCUGCAGGCGGUUCUCCUAGCCAUAAGAUCACAAGGUGGUGAACAAGCUCUCAUCCAGACUAUGAACCGUGCGCGGGAACUCUACGCACAGAGAUUGCAGGCCAGUCCUAGUGUUGAUGAGCUUGCCUCUUUGCUUGCCCAAUGUGCCAUAGCAGAGGCACAGUCAACAAAUGCUAACCCACGACAAGGACCUGGGUCAGACCCUGUCGAUAUGCUGAAUUCUGAUGAGACCUGCAUUCUUUCCGUGAGUGGAAGGAAGCAGAUCAUCCUGGAUGCAUUUGCCGAUGGAAGCAGCUUCAUUUGCCUGAAAUGUGGUGGGCUCUAUAGCACAUCUCGCAAGGAUGAGCACUUGGCCUACUGGUGCGGUACUGCAUGAUCCUGCUGACAUCUUGCUGUAUUAUAUCUUUGGUCACACCUGGCGAUGAUCAUGAUACCCGUGAGAUUUUGUAAAAACUUGGUUCUCUUCCGAGUAUCGCUUCUUUACUGCAGGGAUGCCAGAGAUGCAUCUUCUGUUCGUUGAAGCUAAUGCAUUGCCAACGCCUAACGGCAAAUGUUAUGAACUAUAAGUUUCCAUCUCAAUCCCCUGUAUUGUGUUUGUGCUUUUCUGCUGAUGGAAAUUGGAAAUUGUUGAGAUGUUUGGCUUGGUCAUCAAAUUCCAAUA